AGUUUCCACGCUGAUGUUCCAAGGGGAGUUUUUGGAAGAAAARGAAAAUUAAAAAUAGGACGGUGUGCGGUCAGCGGCUCAGCCCCGACCCGUGAGAGAAACGAUUUCCUGCGUGAAAGGAGAAGUGAAAGGAACAAUAAAGGCAUUUCUGAAUAAAAGCAUUUAUAGCUGCACGUACAGGUGGGGAUGUUAGAGUCGGGAAUUCAGGAAUACUAAGUAGUCAGGAAGCGGAAUGAGCAAAAAAGGAUGAGCUGGCAGUUUAAGAAGUGCGGUUGAGGCCAGAACGGUGGCCGCGCUGUCGCUGUCACCUCCCCCGGGGCCGAGGCACCUGCAGGAAGCGGAGCAGCCGCGGGGCCACAGCGGCCCUGGGGGAAAGCGGAACCGCCCCGUCCCCGUCCCCGUCCCUGUCCCUGUCCCCGUCCCCGUCCCUGUCCCUGUCCCUGUCCCUGUCCCUGUCCCUGUCCCCGUCCCUGUCCCCGUCCCUGUCCCCAUGGCCGAGCACGGCCCCGCCGGGAGCCUCCGCGCUGAAGCCUCCUGCUCGCUGUGCCUCGGCCUCUUCCAGGASCCCGUGUCCAUCCACUGCGGCCACAACUUCUGCCGGGGCUGCAUCGAGCGCUGCUGGGAGAGCUCCCGGGAGAGCUUCCCGUGCCCGCGGUGCCGGGAGACAGCGCCGGAGCGGAGCCUCCGACCCAACCGGGAGCUGGCCAAGAUCAUCGGGAUCGCGCAGCGCCUCAGCCUGCGCGCCGGGUCCAGGAGAGCCGAGGGGCUCUGUCAGAGGCACGGCGAGGCUCUGAAGCUUUUCUGCGAGGAGGAGCAGAUCCCCGUGUGCCGCGUGUGCCGCGAGUCCCGGGAGCACCGGCUCCACGCCGCCGUCCCCAUCGAGGAGGCGGCGGAAGAGCACAAGGAGAAAUUCCAGGCUCAGGUGCAGAUCCUGAAGGACAGGAGAGAGAAGAUGCUGAGGCUGAAAGCGGCUGAGGAAGGGAAAAGCCUGGACCUGCUGGAGCGGGUGGACGCGGAGCGGCAGAAGGUCCGGUCCCGGGUGAAGGAGCUGCAGCAGCUCCUGGAGGGGCAGGAGCGGCUCCUCCUGGCUCGAAUGGCCAAGCUGGACCGGGAGAUCGUGCGGCGGCAGGAGCAGAGCAUCAGCAGCCUCUCGGAGCAGAUCUCCUUCGUGGGGCAGCAGAUCCAGGAGCUGGAGGACAAGUGCCAGCAACCGCCUUGGGARCUCCUGCAGGACAGCAGAGACAUCCUGAGCAGGCUGGAGAAGCAGAACGCCUCAGAACCAGUGGAGACAUUGCCAGAGGUGGCAGAGGAUCCCACGGGGCUGCCCCAGAAAAAUUCCACCCUCAAAGAGAUGCUGAGGAAGUUCCAAGCGAGCCUCACGCUGGAUCCAGACACAGCCCACCCCCGGCUCGCCCUGUCCCAGGACGGCAAGAGCGUCUGGUGGGAGGACACGCGGAGAGCUGUCCCGGAGCACCCCAAACGCUUCGACUCCUCGCGCUGCGUCCUGGCCCGCCAGGGCUUCGGCUSCGGCCGCCACUACUGGGAGGUGCGGGUGGGCAGCGGGGCCGCCUGGGCCGUCGGCGUGGCCAAGGAGUCCRUGCGCAGGAAGGGCCGGAUCAGCGUGAAGCCCGAGCUGGGGAUCUGGGCUGUGGGGCAGUGCGGGAGCCAGUGCCAGGCUCUCACGUCCCCCACUGUCCCCMUCUCCCUGCCUGAAGCCCCCGAGGUGGUUGGGGUCUACCUGGACUAUGAGUCCGGGCGAGUGGCGUUCUUUGAUUCCCAGAGGGAGAUCCCAAUGUUCACGUACCCUCCCAUGUCCUUCGGCGGGGAGCAGGUGCUGCCCCUGCUCUGUCUGGGCAGGGGGUGCCAGUUCACGCUCUCCCCUUGACCUCCCCGCCAUGGGCGGCUCAACCGGGGGCGUUUCUGGGAGGAAAAUUCCCUUCUCUGUCAUUUCUGCCAACGAGAAUCCAUGAUUAGUUCAGAGAGAUGCUGAUCCAAGGGAGAGACUUUCUGUGCCAGGGCCAUGACGAGGGGGAGGAGGAGAGCGGAAAAGGACAGAAAAUAAAGGGAAAUUGGGCAAAGAAUGGGAACAAUUGGGGCGAUCAGAGCAAUGCCACCUGAGGCAUUUCCUGGGACCUGGACAUCUGGAUGCUUGGACAUCUGUGGUGCACCACCAUCAUCUCCUGGGGCCCAUCAGGAUCAUCUCCCUGCACCUGCAUCCACCACAGGCUUUUCCUGGAGCUUGGACACGCGGGGUCCAUUGGGGUAAAAUCCUGGAGUCCAUUGGGGUCAGAAUCUGGGGUUCAUCGGCUUCAUCUCCCGGGGACUUUUGGGGCCGAACUCCCGGGUCCAUCUGGAUCAUGUCCCGGAGUCUGUUGGAGCCGUAUUCCCAAAUAAAUCUGAGUGGAGAUCGAAUCCCGGGAGCACCGGGAUCGCCCGUACCCAAAGCAGGAAUUC
This is a messenger RNA of Malurus melanocephalus (red-backed fairy wren), 2454 nucleotides long. RefSeq names its product E3 ubiquitin-protein ligase TRIM39-like. NCBI's taxonomy places the organism in Eukaryota, Metazoa, Chordata, Aves, Passeriformes, Maluridae. Bases 491 to 1885 code for a protein of 464 amino acids. The transcript is spliced from 6 exons. The record is from RefSeq and is a predicted model, not a curated record. Gene Ontology annotation, molecular function: zinc ion binding; protein binding.